This is a messenger RNA of Aspergillus pseudotamarii, 1302 nucleotides long. RefSeq lists its product as uncharacterized. The coding region runs from base 1 to 1302 and encodes 433 amino acids. The record is from RefSeq and is a predicted model, not a curated record. The transcript has a single exon. NCBI's taxonomy places the organism in Eukaryota, Fungi, Ascomycota, Eurotiomycetes, Eurotiales, Aspergillaceae.
AUGCUACUCGAUUUUAUUAGCUGGAGACUCUUAGACCUCGUUGACAUACAUGCCGGCUUAAUGAUUUCUAGUCAUUAUUACUUCACGUCGGAUUCUUCUCGUCUCGAGCGCAAGUGGUGGUGGCGUUUGAUGCGGCGCACGUUCCUCAUUGGAGGCACAGUGCCGCUUUACGUGACCCUACUAAGGUCCGAACAUUCUCCAUGGAUCAAGAUUCUCGCGACGCCCUUGGUCGCUGAUUCCAUAUUGAUCGAACUGUUGUCAAUGUUCUGGGGGACUUCGGAAGCUGACUUGGGGUUCAAUCGAGACUGGCCUCAUCGUACGCUCGUUGUAAAAAACGCUAAUCCGCCCAUCCGCGACCGUGACGAGGACCAGGGAGAGGCAGAUCUGAAUAAGAAGACAGAAGAGGACAGAGAUACGUUGUCGUCUUCUGUCACCGCAGAUAGCCUCUGUGAUCGGGUAUACGGGCUCUGGUCGCCAACAGCGGAGGCAGAUGGCAAUGACGAUUCACAAUCAUUGCCUCCAAACCAUUCCAAUCUAGAACAGAUUUUCUCCCCCACGCGCCGAGCCCCGCUGGGGAAGUGUGGGCACUGGCGGUGUCUGAUCUAUCUAGUAAUAUACAUCACCACCCGGGUGGUCCGUUGGCCCCUGAUGUUUGGCGAUCUGGCGUUGAUCACCUGGCUGCUACAUCGCAGCCUGCAGCCCGUGACGCUCCUUGUUGCGGAUAUUUUGCUAGACAUCCGCCUACUUAAGGAUCUGCUCACCAUCUCGUACAUAGCAUUCAUUAUUAUGCUCGGCAGCCUCUGCAUUUUGGUCGCUCUGAGACUGCUAUUCCUCCGACUGUGCCAAUAUAUCUCCUUCUUACGGCGUAUCACGCAGUGGCUCAAAGACCUUGCCAGCGCCGCUCCAAUCACUCACAAAGUUAUCCACCAAAUAAUUACACCUGCUUCUGCGAGCUAUUGCUCCUUUAAACUCCUCAUGGCGGGGGUCCCGCAGUUGUCAAGGAAUAUGCUCUCAAUAUUUAUUGAGUUCAUAGUCAUCCCCAUUUUUUACGUGUUGACGUAUUUGCUCAUUUGCGGCAAGGAAAAAUCAGACGGUGCUCCGGCGGACCCUAAACCCCAGUCCAAAGCCGGGCCAACCUCAGAAGCAAGCCAAAAUCCUGAUAACACGUUCCGGGAUAACAAGAAAGAUGCAGACAACGAUGCAUCCGGAUCCCGCCAAUCCAUGAAUGGAGUCCGCUUUCAUAUAUUACGACUGGGCUUGCUUAUAUCCACUUCAGCCAUCUGGUUUUUCUCCCGUCGGUAG